Molecule: messenger RNA, 1312 nt
Organism: Aspergillus uvarum CBS 121591
Lineage: Eukaryota; Fungi; Ascomycota; Eurotiomycetes; Eurotiales; Aspergillaceae
Exons: 2
Coding region: 234-1133 (299 amino acids)
Source: RefSeq, a predicted model, not a curated record
CCUGGUCAGAAGCAUUCACUUCAUGUGGCAGUGGCUCCUUCUCAAUAGAACCAUUGAUUUAGGGAAGGUGUGAUAUUGGGUCCAUCUUGGCUGCGAUUUUCCACAAAUCCAUAUCCUUACAACCCUUCCACACACGGUGGUUCCAUCAUGAUUGCCUAGAAUCUCAACACAAGGAACUUGCCUGUAUCCUCAGACUACUGCUGGAAAACGAUCACACCAUUUGACUUAUCACCAUGGCUCAACCGGUAUUGCCCCCAGGACACCGCUACCGCAUCUGGUCACCCGUGGCCGACCUCCUCAGUGAUGAAGGGUACCGGACCCUCCGACCCGGCUCAUCCAAGUUCACCCUUUUACCUGGACAAGUCCAGAACUGGCCCGACUUUGCCAAAGAGGUCAAAGCUCUUCUCGCGCUAUACUGCGGCAACUCCGAAUCCUUCGCCCCCGUGGUGCCCCGGGAGGUUUUUGGAGUGGCGAACGAGUUGGGGGUGCAGGGCCGCCUCGUCCAGAACGCCCUGCACCCGGUGGGUGAGGUGGCCGACCUGCUCAAGCUUGGGGUCCGCUUUGGGGACUCCCAGUACGGAGUAAACAGGCUCCUCGUAGAAGCCAAGAAGCAGGUGAAGAGAGAAGUCAAAGCGGAUAUAAAGCGAAAGAUAGGAGAGCAGCAGCAGCAGCAGGCGGGGGACAAGCUUGUUCCCGACGUGGUGAUUGCAGACACCACGACCCAUGCUAUCCGCGGCGUAGGCGAGGUCAAGACAUUUUGGAGAUUUGAGCCGCGGAAAAAACAGCCCUGGGACGAGUUCAUAGCCGAAAAACUCGGCCAGCUUGCCAGAUACAUGGAUGAUAACUACGCCCGCUUUGGAUUUCUUAGCAUCUACGAGAGGACGUGGUUUGUCAAACGUGUCGGCGACAACGCGUUCGCCAUGUCGCCCCCGAUCAGUUCGAAAGCUGGCUCCUCGGCCACCGAAGUCUCCUUGCGAGAGUGCUUUUUGGCAUUCGCUCUUAGGGGGGCGGAUGCCACUGGAAGCAAGUAUCACCGAAGAUACGGCCUUGUUCUGGUAAUUUCUGGACCUUGUAAUUACCCCAUCCUAGCUUUGAUUCUGAUGCUGUGGACAGACGCGUCGCGGCCGCGGUAAGCGGGCCUUACCCGGAUCGGGCCGUAAGGCGAACCAGCCGGGAUUCUGAGAGGCUCCAGAGAGUCCAUUCCCUACCUUUCUGAGAGACCUCGGUCAUGGCAAGCACGGCAGGAUAUGGUGGUGUAAACUCGAGCUGAACAAAUAGGAGCAAGCACUGUUCUUCGCACCGUGUGGCUGUA